Molecule: messenger RNA, 1491 nt
Organism: Musca vetustissima
Lineage: Eukaryota; Metazoa; Arthropoda; Insecta; Diptera; Muscidae
Product: putative polypeptide N-acetylgalactosaminyltransferase 13
Exons: 8
Coding region: 1-1491 (496 amino acids)
Cellular component (GO): Golgi apparatus
Source: RefSeq, a predicted model, not a curated record
AUGGUGCCUAAAAUUGACCAAGAGGAAAACUGGCAUUACUGUGAAUCAGAUUUCGGAAAGAUAAGCAGCGCUGAUCGAACUCGAAUAUUACGUCAUAUACCCGACAGCCGUGAUCGCAGAUGCCCACGAACAUUCAGCAGUCUAGCGAACUAUGACGAAGAUAUAAAAGUUUCCAUAAUAAUUACAUAUCACAAUGAAUCUCUGUCGACGCUUUUAACGACAAUUUAUUCGAUUUAUAGAAGAACACCAUCUCAAUAUCUUCAGGAGAUUAUUAUAAUUGAUGACUACAGCGAUGAUGAUUCGACAUUCAAAUCGCUUACGGAAUUCACCUGCCCACCAUUCAACAAUCACACUUUACUUCGACUACAACGUCAUCGGCAACGCUGGGGCCUAAUCAAAUCUCGCAACAUGGGCGCCGUAAUGGCGCGUGGCAACUAUUUGAUGUUUAUGGACAGUCACAGUGAAGUGAAUCAACAAUGGCUGGAAUCACUGUUGCACGUUAUGUUGUCUUCGGCCGGUGGUAAAAUGGCCGUUAGUCCAAUGCUGGAUAAUAUUGAUGCGGAGACGGGCGAAUACAAAACUACCGAGGCAUCCAUAAAAGGUGGUUUUGAUUGGAAUUUGCAUUUCCAUUGGAUUGCGAGAGAUAACAUUUUAAAUCCUUUUACAACUUUUAGAUCUCCUACCUUUGCUGGCGGCGUAUUUCUGAUUUCACGAAAUUGGUUUUUUAAAUUGAAAGCUUUUAACACUCGUCUGGAGGUUUGGGGUGGAGAGUCCUUGGAGUUUUCUUUGAAACUGUGGCUAUGUGGUAGCGAAAUUAGGAUUGUGCCUUGCAGUAGAGUGGGUCAUAUUUUUCGCAAGGAACAUAUUUUUAAAUUUCCCGACAAUGAUGGUCAGGGGAUUUAUUUGAGAAAUUCCAAAAUAAUUGCCGAAACAUGGCUAGAUCAUUACAAAUACAAUUUUUAUAAUGUCAAACCCGAAGCUCGAAAUAUUCCCGUAAAUAUUUCACGUUCCGAAAUUAAUAAUUUCAAAGAAUCCCUGCAAUGCAAUUCGUUUGAUUGGUAUCUUAAUAAUGUGUUUCCAGAGUUAAGAAUAGGCAAUAAUUUCACAGCCUAUGGUACAAUAUCCACAUCAAGUGAUUAUUGCCUACAUCAGGAUCUAAAUGAAACUGGGGAUGCAAUUGUCAUGAUGUCUCCCUGUUCUAUGGUCAACAUAACUAAAUGGUUUCUGGUCAAAUCAUCACAUCAACUACAAUCCGACAAGGGGCAUUGUUUGAGUCUAAAACGAUUGGAAAAAGUUAAAUUAAUACUUGUUGUCGCCGAAUGUUCUGAUCUGCGGCAACAAAAAUGGCUACGUUCCGGUUUACAGUUACGAAAUCUCUUGACACGUCUAUGUGUGGAAAUUACUGUCGAUUUACAAUUGACAAUGAAUCCUUGCCGACGUGAAGCACCAACUCAACAUUUUAGAUUUUAUCGUGAAAUUGAAUUCUUGUAA